Messenger RNA from Bicyclus anynana (squinting bush brown), 1400 nucleotides. RefSeq names its product lipase 1-like. Gene Ontology annotation, molecular function: hydrolase activity, acting on ester bonds. The record is from RefSeq and is a predicted model, not a curated record. The transcript has a single exon. The coding region runs from base 37 to 1332 and encodes 431 amino acids. Gene Ontology annotation, biological process: lipid metabolic process. Lineage: Eukaryota; Metazoa; Arthropoda; Insecta; Lepidoptera; Nymphalidae.
GGUAUAGAACAAAUAUUGGCAUAUGCUAAUUAUUAUAUGCAACCAUUGUUAAUAAAUAGCCGUGUUAGAGCGAUUUACAUCUUAUUCAUAGCUGGUAUAAUGGCGUUCAGAACAAUCGUCACGAUCCUUCUGUUGUCGAUAGCCAUUUCUACUGGAAAUGGUGCAAUUCUUGAACCACUCGUGAACCUUUUGCUGAAUACGGACAAGCCUGUCUCGGAUCUGCAUAAGAGCCGUGUGCUUAACUUUACAGAGCUGAGUGGUCUGCACGGGUUUACGACGGAAGAACACACAGUGACCACCGACGAUGGGUACGUUAUCACCAUUUUUAGAAUGAGAAGAGGGGACUGUGACGAGUGUACAGGACGUCCGGUGCUGCUGAUGCAAGGCUUGUACCAGGGCCCGGAAGCGUGGCUGGACGCGGGCCCGGACGCGGGCCUGGCGUAUCUGCUGGCGAACGAGUGUCGCGAUGUGUGGGUCGGCAGCCAGCGCGGCACCGUCCACGCCAGGAAACAUGUCAAUCUAGAUCCAGAUAGAGAUGCAGAAUUUUGGCAAUUUUCGGUCGACGAAAUAGGUUUUUAUGACAUACCGGCUACUAUAGAUUAUAUUUUAAAAUGUACUGAAACAGAAAAACUGAAUUAUGUUGGCUUUUCCCAGGGUGUUGGAACGUUUGUCGUCAUGUGCUCCGAGAGGCCUGGUUAUUGCGACAAAGUUAAUAUGUUCAUAGCUUUAGCUCCGGCGACGAGACUUUACAAAACGAAGUCUGUGAUGUUUAGAGCUGUUUUUGAAAGUUUUUACGCAUUGGAAGAAACUUUGUCCUCGGCGGGCGUCAAUGAAGUCUUCGCUAGAGGAGGGUUCUUGCAAGGGCCGUUAGCUCAAAUGUGUGAGUCUCCAGCGAAAGCCCAGGCCCUUUGUGGUUCUGCGUACGGACUGAUAGAUUCAUUUCAUGCGGGAUCCGUAACUAAUGAAACGGUGCGACUGAUAGCCUCUCACUUUCCGGCUGGUACUUCAGCUCAUAAUUUGGCUCGAUAUGGGCAGGGUUUGCUUACGGAAAACUUUCAAAAAUUUGAUUAUGGAAAAGAUAAAAAUGUCGCAAUGUACGGCACAGAGCAACCACCGGUAUACAACGUGAGUGCUGUGACUGCGCCUUGCGCAAUUUUCUAUGGACUAAACGAUCAUAUCGUUGAUCCGGUAGAUGUGUUUUGGUUCAGGGAUCGAUUGCCGAACUUGAAGGAAGCGACGCCGAUAGCUGUCCCGCAGUGGAAUCACUUCGACAUGAUACACUCGAAAGACAUUAAACCAGUCGUCUUUGAUAAAUUCUUCCACUAUAUAUAAUUUAUUAAUAUUUGCGGUAAAGUUUGUUACCAUGUAAUUUUUUUCAAUACAUAAUAUAUUACUUAAAC